GCGCCGGCCGUGCGGCUGCAGCUCGCCUCUGCUCCCACUUGGAGCCGGAGCCGGAGCCGGAUUCCGCGCCCAGCGCCACGUCAACCUAACCCGCCAGCGCCCAGCCCUGCCCUGCCCGCCCCUCCCGGCGCGGUCCUCCGCGCUUUCCCACAAUGCCCCGCGCCAGGCCCCGCCUCCGCUCGCCUAGGAGACCGGCGGCCCCGGAGAAUCCGCCGGAGCGAGCCGCGCGCGCACCGCCGCCGCCGCCGCCGCCGCGACCGGUCCUCCCCCAUCCCGAGCGCGACGGCCCGGCGGUGGGAGCGUGCGAGUUUCCUCCGCCCCCGCGCGCACAGCUUGCACUCGGCGGGGUCCGCCGCCGGGGUCGCGGAUGGGGGAGUCGCCGCCGGAAGCGACCCCGCCGUCGAACCGAGAUUAACAUUUGAUGAGACCGUUUCAUACCCCUUGAUUCAUCCUUGAAGUAAUACGGACAGAAGUUCUCAAAGUGGCGUAUUAGAUCAACUGGAACCAGCUGCGUAUUUUCAUGUUCACUUAAGUCAGAACUUGUAUAAUAAGACAAGAAUGAGAGUCUGGUUAAAUAAAGACGACUAUGUCAGAGACUUGAAAAGGGUCAUCCUCUGUUUUCUAAUUUUGUAUAUGACUGUUUUAGUGGGCACAGAUCAGGAUUUUUAUAGUUUACUUGAAGUAUCCAAAACUGCAAGCAGUAGAGAAAUAAGACAAGCUUUCAAAAAGUUGGCACUGAAACUGCAUCCUGAUAAAAACCCGAAUAAUCCAAAUGCACAUAGUGAUUUUUUAAAAAUAAAUAGAGCAUAUGAAGUACUCAAAGACGAAGAUUUGCGGAAAAAGUAUGACAAAUAUGGAGAAAAGGGACUUGCAGAUAACCAAGGAGGAGGCCAGUAUGAAAGCUGGAAUUAUUAUCGUUAUGAUUUUGGUAUUUAUGAUGAUGAUCCUGAAAUCAUAACAUUGGACAGAAGAGAAUUUGAUGCUGCUGUUAAUUCUGGAGAACUGUGGUUUGUGAACUUUUAUUCCCCAGGAUGUUCACAUUGUCAUGAUUUAGCUCCCACGUGGAGAGACUUUGCUAAAGAAGUAGAUGGAUUACUUCGAAUUGGGGCUGUUAACUGUGGUGAUGAUAGAAUGCUUUGCCGAAUGAAAGGAGUCAACAGUUACCCCAGCCUCUUCAUUUUUAGGUCUGGAAUGGCUGCAGUUAAAUAUCAUGGUGACAGAUCAAAGGAAAGUUUAGUGAGUUUCGCCAUGCAACAUGUUAAAAGCACAGUGACAGAAUUGUGGACAGGAAAUUUUGUUAAUGCCAUACAAACUGCUUUUGCUGCUGGUAUUGGCUGGCUGAUCACUUUUUGUUCCAAAGAAGGAGAUUGUUUGACUUCACAGACGCGUCUCAGACUUAGUGGCAUGUUGGAUGGUCUUGUUAAUGUAGGAUGGAUGGAUUGUGCCACCCAAGACAAUCUUUGUGAAAGUUUGGACAUUACAGCAAGUACUACUGCCUAUUUUCCUCCUGGAGCCACUUUAAAUGACAAAGAGAAAAGCAAUAUUUUGUAUCUUAAUUCAUUGGAUGCUAAAGAAAUAUAUUUGGAAAUAAUGCAUAAUCUUCCAGAUUUUGAACUGCUUUCAACAAACACACUAGAGGAUCGUUUAGCUCAUCAUCGGUGGCUCUUAUUUUUUCAUUUUGGAAAAAAUGAAAAUUCAAAUGAUCCUGAGUUGAAGAAACUAAAAACUCUACUUAAAAAUGAACAUAUUCAAAUUGGCAGGUUUGACUGUUCAUCUGCGCCAGACUUCUGUAGUAAGUUCUACAUUUUUCAGCCAUGCUUAGCUGUAUUUAAGGGACAAGGAACCAAAGAAUAUGAAAUUCAUCAUGGAAAGAAGAUUCUAUAUGAUAUACUUGCAUUUGCCAAAGAAAGUGUUAAUUCUCAUGUUACUACACUUGGACCUCAAAAUUUUCCUGCCAAUGAAAAAGAACCAUGGCUUGUUGAUUUUUUUGCUCCUUGGUGUCCACCAUGUCGAGCUCUAUUACCUGAGUUACGAAAAGCAUCAAAACAUCUUUAUGGUCAGCUUAAGUUUGGAACCUUGGAUUGUACAAUUCAUGAAGGACUCUGUAAUAUGUAUAACAUUCAAGCUUAUCCAACAACAGUGGUUUUCAACCAGUCUAGCAUUCAUGAAUAUGAGGGACAUCACUCUGCCGAACAGAUCUUAGAGUUCAUAGAGGAUCUUAUGAAUCCUUCAGUGAUCUCCCUGACACCAACCACUUUCAAUGAACUAGUUAAAGAAAGAAAACAUAAUGAAGUCUGGAUGGUUGAUUUUUAUUCACCAUGGUGUCAUCCAUGCCAACUCUUAAUGCCAGAAUGGAAAAGAAUGGCCCGGACAUUAACUGGACUGAUCAAUGUGGGCAGUAUUGACUGUCAAAAGUAUCAUUCUUUUUGUUCCCAAGAAGAAGUUCGGAGAUACCCUGAGAUAAGAUUUUAUCCCAAAAAAUCAAAUAAGAAUUCUCAGUAUCAUAGCUACAAUGGUUGGAAUAGAGACGCUUAUUCCCUAAGAAUCUGGGGUCUCGGAUUUUUACCUCAAGCAUCAGUAGAUUUGACACCUCAGACUUUCAAUGAAAAAGUUUUACAAGGAAAAAACCACUGGGUGAUUGAUUUUUAUGCUCCGUGGUGUGGACCUUGCCAGAAUUUUGCUCCAGAAUUUGAGCUACUAGCUAGGAUGAUUAAAGGAAAAGUAAAAGCUGGAAAAGUAGACUGUCAGGCUCAUUCUCAGACAUGCCAGAACGCCGGCAUCAGAGCCUACCCAACUGUUAGAUUUUAUCCCUACGAAAGCACAAAGAGAAAUAUUUGGGGAGAGCAUAUAGAUAACAGAGAUGCAAAAGAAAUUGCUGCCUUAAUAUAUGAAAAAUUGGAAAAUCUUCAAAAUCAUGAAAAGAGAAAUAAGGAUGAACUUUAAUGAUGUUAAGGAUGAAGAGAGAAUUAAAAAGAAGUCCUCACAAAUUACAUCAGAAGAUAUCUUUAGACUGUUUCUUCAUUCUUGAUAAGAAUAAAUGAACAUUAUCUUGGACUUUACUUGCACUGUUUGAGUUCUGUACAACAUUGCUAUAAUGAAGGGUCUGUAUACUUUUCUGUAAAAGGUGAGAUCAUAAAUAUUUUAUUUUGUUCCUGGCAUAGUCUUAAUUCUGUUUUGUUUACAGCCCUUCUUAGCUCAGGGCUAUACAGAGAAUGGCUGUAAGCCAAAUUUAGUCCAUGGGCCAUUGGUUGCUGACCCCUGGAAAUGAUUAGACUGGCUGGCAUGCAUGUCUAAGAUGUACGAAAAGAUCUUCAGUAUUUUUUAAGUUUUGUAGCUGGCCUGAGAAAAGCUAACUUAGUUUUAAGUCACCUGUUUCAGAAAAGAAAUUCUGUAAUUCUCUAGCCGUUCAUUUCAUUUUUUAAACAUAUAAUGUGGCAAAAUUAACAGAUAACCUUAUUUUCAUAUUAAUCAUAGUGAAAAGAUCCCCUUUUUCUUUUCAAAAGUUGAAAAUUUAUUUUUAAUUUUAUUAUUAAAAAAAUGUGCAACAUUAAAUAAGUUUUAUAGAUUUCUACAGCUUCCAGAAAUAAAAGGGAAAAAAGAUAUUUAUACCAAUUAAUUGGGCAUUGUAUACCAAAUACAUUGAGAUUUUAGCAUUCUAUAUUUUAAAAGUUUGUGCAUUCAUAUAUUUCCUGAAUUGCUUUCAUAAAAGUUUUCCUGGGAUAGUAAUUGAUUUCUGAAGCAUCGUUAUGAUAUUCAUGUUUUUGCCCUCUAGACAUUCUGAUUUGAUGUGUAUCCUUCACAUACCUUUGCCUUUUACCUUCAUGGUUGUAAUUUUUCACUCAUGUCUAAUCUCUGUAUAAUUCAUGUAGGCAAAAUAACUGCAAAUUUGUAUCACAGUAGUUCAAAUAAUACUAUAUUCCAAUUUUUAGUUUAUUCAAAAACUACUUUUUAAUGUAAGUACUGCCAUAUCAACUGAAGUUAUUUUUGUAAGAAAAAUACAUAAAUCUAAGAAUUUGACAUUUGCAUUUUUCAGUUGUAUUGAUUAGAAAUAAUCCAAGCUUUUCAUAAAACCAGGGGCUGGAGAUAAAGCUUAGUGGUAGAGCUUUUACCUUGCAAUGUGGCACCUGGGUUUGAUCUCUGGCACAUUUAAAAAAAAAAAAAGUGACUUCUAGAUUCUAAUUGAUUAAAAGAUGUAAUUGAACUUUUCUUUGAAAACACUUCAGUUUAAAAACUGUAAGGUUUAUGUUAUUACACUCUGAAGAUUUUUUCCUCUUCUCUAAUACUUUCUUAUACAUAUAUAGUAUAAUUUAUACAAUAGUAGAUUUUUUUCAAUUCUCACUAUAUUCUUUAUAUUCUUUUCAUACUGUUUCUAGAAUAUCCUUUAUCUCCUUAUACUGGAUGUGUGUGAGCACCUAUGGGACAAUUACCACUCUAAUCGCUAAUUUAUUUUUGGGUUAUGAUCAGCAAUAGAAGUGCCUUUCAUUUAUUAUUUCUCUGUCUCUCCACAUCUAUAAUAGGACAGCUGUAAGGCAUGGUGUCUAUCACCCAGGUAUUUGUAAUUCCCAGUUCUGACACUGAACACAAACAGAUUUACAAGUGUCUGUACUACUACCUUUACAAUGUUGAAUGUAUUAAGUGAGGAGCAACUUACUAAAUAAAAUAAGCAAGUAUUUUAUAACCUAGAAAUUGGCUUUAAUAUGUGCCUAUUACCUAACCCAUGAAAACAACAGAGUCAAACAAAAUAAGAUCCCAGAAAGAGACCUUAAUGAAACAAGUGAUUUACCUGAUAGAGUUUUAAGUAAUGCACAUGCAGUUGCUUUGACAGGUGGGAAUAUUGAUGCAACCUCUCUGGAAAAUGACAUGGGAGAUUCUUUAGAAAAUUAAGAAUGGGAGUCGUGAAAAAUAAUACAGUGGUUAAAGUACUUGUCUUUGCAAGCAACCAACCUGGGUUUCAUCUCUAGACAGUUGGGUGUGACUCCUCCCCCCCAAAAAAAAAAGAAGAAAAGAAUAAUAAGAAUGAAAAUUCUAUAAAAUCCAGCAGUAUCACUUCUGUGUUUUAUUGGAUAUAUAUGAAAACACUAAUUCAAAAGUAAAAUUGCACCCCUCAUUCCUAGCAGCAUUAUUUAUAGUAGUCCAAACUUGGAACCAGUCUAAAUUCCUAUAAAAGAUAGCCAAGUUGGAAAAAAAAACAAACUGCCCUGGUGUAUCUAUGACAUAUAUAAUAUAUGUAUAUAUCAGUGGAAUACUACUGUGCUGUUUUGUGUCCUUUGGGUUAAAAAAUGGAUGGCCCUUGAGGUGUUUUUGCUAAGUAGGGAAAAAAAGGUGAUAAAAGAAGUAUUUAAUGAUUUCACUCAUUUGGAACAUGAAUUCUAAAGCAUAUUAUUAAUCAGUAAACAAAAAAUGGAAGCAGUGAAAAUUAUGGUACAUACCAGGGGAGCAGCUGGUGAGGUGAUGAGAUAGACCUAUCACGACGUGGCAGGAUGGCGCUGGAACUUUGGGGCGGGAGUGGUGAGAACCACAUCAAGAACAGUGAAGCCAACCCCCUGAAAUUCCAUAAUGGAAACCAGUUAGUUAUUUAAAGAGGAUGGUGAGCAAAUAAAGCAAAUUGUAGAUAAUUAUUUCAUUUAUGUAUGAUUUUAUUUAUGUGGUGCUUAAGAGCAUAGAAAGAUGUUCACAAGGAGAAAUGAUAGGUAAAUAAAACCAGUAUUUUAUAGAUGAUGUCUACAUACAAUGGAAUAUUUAUACUCAGCAUUUAAAAGGAAAAGGGAUGAAACUCUUGCAGCAAUGUGGUUAAACCUAGGGGGUAUAAAGCUUAGUAAAUUAUAUGAAAAAAGAAAACCUGUAUCACUUCAUUCAUAUAGUAUAUAAAGAAACCAAAUAAAUAAAGUGAACUUUUAGAUUAAAAGAUGAGUAAGUGGUUUCUGGUCUGGAGGAAAUAAGAGUAUCAAGUAGCAUCAACUGUAUAUGGUAAAAGAUUGAAUUGGAUCUUCUGUAAUGAAGUUAAAGUAAAUAUAUGUUAUUGGUUUUACUGAUACAAAUACUUAAAAAGAACCAUACCCCUAUGGUCAUGGCAGACUUAUUUACUAUAGUCAAGACAUGAAAACUACCUAAGUCCUACUAGUGAAUGAAUUAAAAAAUAAAGUAUAAUAUAUGCAAUAAAAAGUUACCAUAAAAGUUAAAUUCUGCUAUUCCUUUUGAUGGAAUGAACUUUUGUGGACAUUUAAAGUAAGUAAAGUGGUCAGAGCAAAUACAGUGUAUUUGUAUACAUGUAACGUUAUCAAACAUAAGAACUACCUCAGUUACAGAAAACAUUGCCAGUUGCCAAGGUGGGAUGGACAAAAUAGGUGAAGGUCGGGGGCUGGAGUGAUCGCACAGAGGGUAGGGCGUUUGCCUUGCAUUCGGCUAACCCAGGUUUGAUUCCCAGCAACCCACUUAGUCCUCCAAGCACUUCCAGGAGUAAUUCCUGAGUGCAAAGCCAGGAAGAACCCCUGAGCAUCACUGGGUGUGACUCAAAAAGCAAAAAAAAAAAAAAAAAAAAAAUGGGUGAAGGUUGCCAAAAUGUACAAACUCUUAUUUAUAAAUCAGAUCUGUAAAUGUGACAAGCAGAAUAAUGACUAGUGCAGUUUGAAAGAUGCUACCAGAGUAAAUCGUUUAAAUUUUCAUCACAAGUAGAAAAAUACUAUAGCUUGUGGCAGUGCCAUUUAGCAUAGGUGUAAGCCCUGAGGACCAUUGGGUAUGGCUCCAAACAAAAAAUAAAAACAAAAGUUGAAUUGUAAUUGACACAUGUAACAUUGUAUUUUCUUCAGGUGUUUUAGUAUAAUGAUACAUAAUAACAUAUGAAAUGAUUGCCAUAGUAAGUUUAUCAUAAUUAAUAGGCAUCUUUCAAAUUGCCCAUUAUAAAAAUGAUACAUAUUCAUGUGAUAAAUUUUCCGACUUGAGAUAGUAAUAUAUCACAUGGUUUCUUAUUUUUUAAACUGAGAAUAUUUCUAGAUAAACUAUUGUGAUUUGAGGGGCAGGGGUGCAGGAGGUGGUUGGAGCUAUACCAGCGCUCAGGGCUUAGUCCUGAGUACAUUCAGGAAUCACUCCUGGCAGGACUCGGGGCCAACUGGUGCUGGGAUCAAACCUAGGUCGGGUUCAAACCUGGGUUGUCCUGUGCAAGGAAAGUGCCUUAGGAGCUGUGCUAUCUCUCUGCCCCCUAUUGUGAUUUAUUUUUUUAAUACAUCAACAAAUCAUUUUCUCUUUAAAAAUAGUCAUGAAAGAUGAAAGAACACAAGAUUUUACAUGGUAUGUUAGACCGAAGUCUAAAUCACCAUUACUUUGGAAAGGUCAUUUAACCUACAUUGACUAUACAAACAUUUGUUUUAUUAGAAAUUAAGUAGUUUUAGAAUUAAUUUUGUUGUUAGAUAAAAAAUUUAAAGGACCCAAGUAAUAUGUUUCUUCCAUAUCCUGCCCCAAGUAUUUAUUAUUAUAAUCUAUGGAGAGGCCACAACUUAUAUUUUCCUCAAAUGUAAGAACCUAGCACAUUGACAGUGUAUAUUCUAAUUAACAGCUUAAAGUAUUGUAUCACGUUCAUAAAUUCAUUUAAAAUUAAUCUAGUAGCUCAUUUGGGUAAGGAUUGUUAGCUAGACCAGCAAUUACUUAUAUAUAAGAAGCAGAGCAUAUGUAUCCCAUAUACCCCCCAAAAAAUUGUUAGCUAAAAGUUGUGUGCCCAAAAUGAGUACCUUAUAAAUUUAAAAAUUAGUCAUCCUUAUAAUGCUUAGAAGAGUCAAUAUUAAGGGAACUUUUUUAAGAAUGUAAAUCUACCCAGUAAAAAAUCACCUACUUUUAUUUUUAAAUACCACGACUUAUGAAGUUGUUCAUAAUAAAGUUUCAGGCAUACAGUUUUCCAGUAUCAGAGUUACCACUGAUGCUUCUUUCACCAGUGCCUCCAGAUUCACUCCUGUCUCCAGCCUGCCUCCUUUAACAGUACUUUCAAGUUCUUUUGAUAUACUUUUCUUAGAUUUAAAUCUGAAACAUUAGGUACCAGUAGAUGGCAGUAAAAUAUAACUUAAAACAGAAGGUAACUUGACUACUUUUGGAAAAUGUUGUUUCUACCUCAGUUCUUAAUGAAAAUUCACAGUCUAGUUUAACUUUUUCACUAAUAAGACCCCAAGUAUCAGUCACAUACAUUUAACAAAUAAAUUUUACUCUUUUCUGGGGCAAGGUAGGGCUUUUGCUUUGCUUGGAGCCACCCAGGUUCAAUUCCUAGCACCCAAGAUAUGUUCCCCCAGGCACUGCCAGGAGUGAUCCCUGAGCACAAAGACCAGAGUAAGGCUUAAUCACUGCCAGUGUACACUCCUCCCCAAAAAAGAAACUUUUCUAUAUAAUCUGUAUAGCAAGACAAACAUUCAAGUGUAUAAAUGAUAGAAAAGAUUAAUUCAAGAAAGUUAUAAAGGCACCUAUACUACUACUACUGGAGCAAUAGCACAGCGAGUAGGGCAUUUACCUUGCACGUGGCCGACCCGGGUUUGAUUCCUUCAUCCCUCUUGGAGAACCCGGCAAGCUACCAAGAGUAUCCCGCACGCCAGCCUGGCAUAUUCGAUAUGCCAAAAACAGUAAAAACAAGUCUCACAAUGGAGACAUUACUGGUGCCCGCUCGAGCAAAUCGAUGAACAACGGGACGACAGUGCUACAGUGCAUACUACUAUAAGUAACUACUCACCCCAGGAGAACCAGGAGUAACCCUUAGAGCAUCACUGGAUAUGACUAACCCCCCCCCCAAAAGAAUAAAAAUCUAAAAAUAAAUAGCUGAACAUAUAAAUCACCUCAAGCCCUGUCAGGAGUGACACCUGAGCACCAAGAUAGGGUUAAACCCUGAGCACAGUCAGGUCUGACCCCAAAAGUCCAAAAUAAAGCCUGUAUAAAAUUGUACUACUGGUAAUGCCUUUUUAUUCCAUAAGUUCUUAAUCUUAGAUUUAGGGCCACAACUGGUGGUACUUGUGGGCUGCUGCUAGCUGUGUGCUCAGGGAGCCAUACCGUACCAGGGGUUGAAGCAUGUGCUAAGCCCUUUGAGCUAUAGACCUCUUGACCUUUUUUUUUUUUUUUCUAAUACAAUAGACUUCCUAGGCUCUUUGGUGGUUUUAAUACUUUUUUCAUGAAAUAAGUAUCAUUUAGGGGGCAAAAUGAUCAAAGCAUUCUGGUCUAAGAAAUGGGUUUCUUAAGUACCUGCCGUAGAGGCAGGCAGGG
Sorex araneus (European shrew) is the source of this 9225-nucleotide messenger RNA. It is a transcript of the gene DNAJC10, whose product is annotated as DnaJ heat shock protein family (Hsp40) member C10. Gene Ontology annotation, biological process: protein folding in endoplasmic reticulum. NCBI's taxonomy places the organism in Eukaryota, Metazoa, Chordata, Mammalia, Eulipotyphla, Soricidae. The record is from RefSeq and is a predicted model, not a curated record. Gene Ontology annotation, molecular function: disulfide oxidoreductase activity. Gene Ontology annotation, cellular component: endoplasmic reticulum. The transcript has 23 exons. Bases 559 to 2943 code for a protein of 794 amino acids.